This is a messenger RNA of Pelobates cultripes (western spadefoot toad), 323 nucleotides long. Lineage: Eukaryota; Metazoa; Chordata; Amphibia; Anura; Pelobatidae. The record is from the annotation of a GenBank genome assembly.
AGAAGCUCGCAACCGGUACAGAAACCAGCCACAACGGCAGCACGCAGCCACACACCCCCUCGCAAGCAUGCAAAGCAUCAAAGCAAAGCGUUGCCACUGAAAGAGCGGGUGCAGGGCCCGGUGGCCCGGUGGCCAGGUGGUGGAAGCGACGGAGGGACAUGGACCGCCCCAAGACAACACACAAUAAGGAAGCAAAGGCGCCAAAGACUCCUGUGGGAGGCUCGUACGGACCACCCUCCACCCGACAGGGUCAUCGCGGCCCACAACAAACAAAGCUCCACAACCGGAAUGAAAGCCUGCAGACAUCAACUGCCCACCACACC